Messenger RNA from Auanema sp. JU1783, 6285 nucleotides. The record is from the annotation of a GenBank genome assembly. Lineage: Eukaryota; Metazoa; Nematoda; Chromadorea; Rhabditida; Rhabditidae.
AUGUCGGGUACAGUAACACCGAGCCAACGUGCUUUCGUUGGAAAGAGGAGCAAAAUGACUGCUGCCGAUGUUCGUCGUCACAUAAUGACUGGGAGUGUCUUAGUGCAUUCUGUGUCAUUGGACAAAGCAAGUGGAUCCUUAUCAUUGUCUUUGUUGGAUGUCGUUGAUCCAUGUGAUAUUGAAGAAGCUUUAGGACAGCGGAAAACUACACAUAGAAAAGUAUGUGAAUUUCCUUCUGACGAUAUAGACGUUCGUUUGGUUGAUCGCGAAAUUUCAACUUUGGACUAUCCGUUCAUCAAUGAUAUAGCGACGAAAAAAAUUGAAUCGCAUGUGAAGGAUAUAUUACUCUCGUACAAUGGCAAGUUUUCUCUGGUGCAAAGAAGGCAUCAACAGUUCGGAUCUGGCGAAGCAUAUAUCCGUAUGAUGAUGGAGCGUCCUAUUAUAGCGAGGACUUGUGCAAAGCCAAUUUUCGAAUUCGAAACUGGUCAUUCUGACCGAAUUGCUAGAAGUGCGAGUUUGCUAGCAGAUGGUAAUCCACAGGAAAACUUGAUUAAAAGACUUUCUUGCGCUUCCUCAGCAUCUACUGGAACUAUGGGAUCCUUGGAAGGAGAAUUGCGUGAACCUCGUUUGCACAUGAGCCAUCCUGAUCCUAUAAUUGCUGGAAUCACCCAGAAAACGAGUUAUGCUCUGCUUGAUCAACAGAAUGAAAACAAAAGAAAAGCCAACAGAUCUAUGAAUAUUGUUAAUUUAUUGCCUAUGCAAAUGGAAGACGAAGUAAUUGAGCGACGGUCUGCUCCCUCCUAUCCCGAAGAUAAAGACUCGGGACACAAUUUGUUGAUCAAAGUUAUGAAGUUAAGCAUGGAGCCUACAUUUGAACCUGUGUUUGGAUCAAUGGCUAUUUAUGAUGCUAGAAACAGAAGAAAACUGACUGAGAGCUUUUACUUUGAUGUUAAUUCAGAACAAGUUCGGAGUAUGUUGAAGGAUGGUACAACUUAUUCGGGACCUCAUGGCAGAUGCAAUCAUGCUUCCUUCUUUUUCAAUGGCAAUGUGUCGGACAUAUUUAUAGUCGUUAAGCUGGAAAAGGUUCUCAAUGCAUGUGAAGUAUCUGAUGCUGUUGAUGCUUACUGUUCGCAAAAAGAUGAAAAAUCUAAGGAAAAGCUCUUGCUUCAAGCAACAGAGUAUUGCUCCAGAUUAGGAAGAUAUAGAAUGCCGAUGGGCUUCAUGGUUGUGGAUGUUCAAAAGGUGCUUAACAGUGCGUCGUCUUUGGAUAAGACAGAUAUGACUGCUUCAGCUUUUGCUUGCGGUACUUCUUUUAGUGGAGGAGAUGCACCUUUGGCCUCUUCAGAGAGUGAUACAAUGAGCAUCAUGAGUGUUGAUCGUGUUUCGAUAUCAUCAACUUCAACAUUCCGUCGAAUGGGUAGUGGUACAUCAGCGUCAACAAUGUUCACGCGGGUGCGAACUCCAUUGCAGAAACGUAAAAACUUAGAUGGCGAUGAAGGUGUAACACUGACUGAUCAAAGUGGAAAGAUAAGUGAUGCAUCAUUGUCAAACUUACAGACUUUCACUUUGUCUUUGAAUUCCUUCUUCCGUUAUGAAAAUGAUAAGAUAUCCGAAGAAGAUUUGUUCAAGCUUCUUAGUGAAGCUAGAAAGGCAGGCGGCAAGCUGACUAAGCUUAAAACAUUUCCAGUUGAUCUAGUUCUCCAACUCUCAGGUGGAAGUAUUGGUGAAGAUAUCUCUCGAAGAAUAUCUCCUGAGUUUCUACGUGUUGCUCCGUUUAGUGAAGCUGGAGGGGACUUGUUGAAGGAAGUUCAGAAAUUUUCCUGCAAAGGAAAUUAUGCAGUUUUGAACUCUUACAAAAAUCUCCUUUACAUUUAUCCGAAGCAUGUCAAUUUUUCGAGUAGACAAGGAACUGCUCGAAACAUUUCGAUUCGAGUGGAGUUGAUGAAUGAUAAAGAAGUUCCUCAGCUUGUUGUAUUUCCUAAUAAUGCCGGAACUUCGCUGAGUAGUCAUGGACAGACAACGGUUAUCUAUCAUAGCAAAAUUCCACAAAUGGCAGACGAAGUCAAAAUUGCUAUUCCUGUUGAGCUUGAUGAUGGCUUUCACCUGCUGUUCACCUUUUAUCAUAUUUCGUGCAAAGCUGGAGGAAAGGAUGAGGAGUUUGAAUAUCCUAUCGGCUAUUCAUGGCUUCCACUCUACCGAGACGGAAAGCUAACUUCCGGAGAUUUCAAUCUACCCAUAUGCAUCGAACGUCCUCCAAAUAGCUAUGGAUAUCUUGAUCCUGAAGGAGCUCUACCUAAUAUCAAAUGGUUAGAUGGUCAUAAACCACUAUUCAAUGUCUUCCUCAGACCGGAAUCAUCAGUUCAUCCACAGGAUGAACACCUCGAAAGGUUUUUUGUCGCUGUUUCAUCAUUGACUUGUACGAACAAGCGCGCAGUGUCAUUGACUGAGGAAGCUCUGAUAGCUUCGAUCCGGGGAAUUUUGAAAGCAAGACCUGAGCCACUUGUUGCUUUUCUCUACAAUGUUCUUGAUAAGCUGGUUCUUAUGAUCACUGACACACCCUUCUCCGAAGCAGUUGCGAGUGCUUCAUUCGAAACUUUAGGCCACCUCGCCAAGAUUUGUACGAUUCUGCUGGAUUCAUGUUUGGAUAACCAUGGGCGUAGUUCACUUCUUGCCUCUUACGUUCAUUUCUUCAAGGUAUCAACUAGAGAGCCCUCAGAGAAGUCAUUACAAGCAAUGAAACCUGGUGACAAAAAUCGAACGAACUCCCCUGAGACACAAAAGCUUUUCAAUAUAAUUGAAGGAGUUGAGCGUGCUUCAAAUAACAAAGUUCUGGUUGAGUCAGCAAACGUAUUGAAUUGGAAGUUACUUCAUGAAGAGCUAGCUGACCUAUGGGUUCAGAGUUAUGGUCAAGCUCGGGAAAUGGCUUUCUUGAACGCCUGGUUCCUGCUCGAGUUGAUGUUAAAAUCAAUGGCGGAGUAUCUGUCAAAUACUGGCCGUCUGUAUUUGGUUAGAAGGUCGAGGUUCGCCGAAAAGUAUUUGAAACUUCUGGAGUCCUUAUCGAAUGCUGUUCUGGCUGAUAUGAACAACAGACUUCAGAAAGAUGCUCGACAAGCAUUCUCACUUGCUCAUAGCUGGGCAUUCUUUCUAAGAGACGCCUUCUCUUUGAUGGAUCGUACUUUCAUCAUGAAACUCGUUAAAGAGUUUGUCCAGGAUGUGACUUCGAAAAUCUUGAACACUACUGAUUCACUGUCAAGUACUUUGAUGCUUAUAAAGCUUGAUUUCAUAAGAAUCAUCUGCUCACAUGAGCAUUUCGUUAUUCUCAACUUACCCUUCGCGCCUACCUCUCUCUCCACUUCUACAUCUUCUAGCUCCGUCGGGUUAACGUCAACGCAACUUCAACCUCCUAGUCCUGGAGCUUCUAGUUUAAGCAGUCGGUCGAUUGGGACCGAUUCUAUGGGUUCAUUUGGAUACGGUUCUGAUCAGUUGAACCCUGAGUUUCGAAGAUUCCAUUUCCUAGUAGGAAUCGUGCUCUCCGAUUUGAGCUCUGUUUUAGAGUUCUCUAACUCAACGUUACUAUAUGCCAAAGCUAUUGGUACGGUCCGAAACCUUAUUGCCACUCAUGAAGCGGAUAAUCGGUUGUCUGAUAUUUCUGUUCUUUCUCGUGUAGCUGCUCUCUACUUUCCUCUGAUCAAUAUUGUUAUGGACAAUGCUUCUCAGCUUUUCAAUACAAUGAAUCGUCCGAUAACUUUCGACAGAAGUCGUCUAUCGAUGGAGUCAAAUAUGGAAAAUGGUUCUGUUGAUCCGAAAGUCGCUUUGGCUAUAGCUGGCAUAGGAUCUCAGAACCAACCUACCAUUACUUCAGCCCAAGAAAAAGAAAAAAAGGUUGGAUUCAACCAGGAGUUAUCUCGACAGCUCUUAUCGUGUUACUGUUGGGUACUACAGCAUUUGGACGAAUCAGUGUUACGCCAAUGGAUACGGGAUUUGCCCCCAGUGCAGUUGGCUCAGUUCAUUGGAGUACUGGACCUUUCUAUCCAUUGUUUCGAGCUCAAACCCACUUCUUCUACUGACCUUCCUUCAACAACCAGUGAAAUCGCAAGCACUCCAGAAAGCAAAUCCCAGGUCAAAUGGAGAAAAGGAGUUGCUGUGAAAGUGGAUGCAUUAUCUAGUCCAGCUUGUCAUAACGAAGUUAUCAUGGAAGGCUUGCUCAGUUCAGAAAUAACUUUGUGCGUUUUGGAAGCUUAUGAAUCGAUCAUUCGUGUGGUUUCAAUGCCGGGAAAUGAUCAUCUUUACUUCUCCAUUUCAAUGGUUUUUCGUGGCAUGAUUCAUAUUCUCAGCUGCAAUCAGUCUGUUGUUGCUCUAGAGAAUGUUUUUGCUAGUUUAAGAGCCUUAUUCCUAAAAUAUCCAGAAAUGAUCUUUGAGCAGGAAACUGAGCAGUGCGCUGAGCUUUGUCUGCAACUUUUAAAGCACUGUGCCUCUCGCCUUGCUCCAGUUCGUUCACAGGCUGCUGCAAGUCUAUAUCUGCUUAUGAGAGAGAGUUUUGACAGCGGAAACAGUUUCGCACGACUCAAAAUGCAAAUAACUAUGGCUCUUUCUACAUUAGUAUCGAAUGGAACUAGAGCCGGCAUGUGGCUUAACGAAGAUUGCCUCCGUCGAAGUUUGAAGACUGUUCUAAUCUAUGCUGAAACUGAUUGCGGGUCGGAUUCUAUAAUGAGAAGUCAAGCUUGCUUCUCCGAACAAGUCAAGGAUUUGAUUUUCAACCUGCACAUGAUUCUAUCAGAUACCGUAAAAAUGAAAGAGUAUGCUAAUGAUUAUGAGAUGACUAUGGAUUUGAUGUAUCGAGUUGCGAAAGGCUACCAAAACAAUCCCGAUUUGAGGCUUACGUGGCUUCUCAAUAUGGCUUCAAGACACACUGAGAAAGGGUUACAGUGUGAAGCUGGGCAGUGCCUCCUUCACGCCUCCGCUUUAGCAGCUGAAUAUAUAGCGAUGACAACUACAGCUGGUUACUUGCCAAGUGGGGCGGUCGAUUUUCACUCUAUAAGCGCCAACAUUCUCGAAGAAAGUGCUGUCAGCGAUGAUGUCAUUAGCCCUGAAACUGAUGGUGUUUGUGAAUCCAAACAUUUUACUUCCAUUGGGCUCGUUCAGUUGAUUGAUAAGUGCGCAUCUUAUUAUGAGAAGGCUCAAAUGUAUGAACUGCUCCCGGACUUGUUCAAAGUUAUUGAACCUACUCUCCGAGAAUGGCGUGACUUCAGGCGCUUAGCUUCAAUACAUGCACGGUUAAGCGAUUGUUUAUCUCGAAUCGAACCUUCUGUUUCAAUAGUCGAAGAAAAUUCCGAUGCUUGGUUGUCUCCUCUACCUGGUUCGGAUAAACGUUGCUUUGGGACUUACUUCCGCGUUGGAUUUUAUGGUUCGAAAUUUGGAGAUUUGGAUGGUGAGGAAUUCAUAUAUAAGGAACCACCGUUUACAAAGCUCUCGGAAAUUAGCAAUCGCCUGGAGCUGUUCUACACUGAACGUUUCGGCAAAGGUGUUGUGGAAGUGAUAAAAGAUUCGAAUAACGUAUCUCGUUCCGCUCAUCAACCUAACAACGCGUACCUGCAAAUCACAUAUGUUGAACCUUACUUCGAUAAAUGGGAAAGAAGAAGGAGACCAACACAUUUUGAGAGAAGUCACAACAUCAAUAGGUUCAGUUACGCGACACCUUUCACUCGAGACGGUCGGGCUCAUGGAGAUUUGAAGGAUCAGUGCAAGCGAAGAACAGUUUUAACGGCGCAACAUUGUUUCCCUUACCUGAAAACGAGGAUCAGGGUGAUCUCAAGAGAGCAAAAAGUACUGCUUCCUAUUCAGGUGGCUAUUGAAGAUAUUGAGAAGAAAACUAGAGAACUAUCUGCUGCUAUCGCUCAAAACCCACCUGAUGCGAAAAUGCUUCAAAUGGUUCUACAGGGAUGUAUUGGGACAACAGUUAAUCAAGGACCCAUCCAAGUUGCAAAUAUAUUCUUACGGGAAGUGACAAGGGAUGACAAAGGAAAACCUGUUGAUAAAUUUCAAAACAAACUGCGUUUGUGCUUCAAGGAUCUUUCGAAAAAAUGCUGUGAUGCUCUAGCUUUGAACAAGCAACUGAUUCAGCCAGAUCAACAAGCUUACCAGAACGAACUGCAAAGAAAUUAUAACGAGUUCCUGAAGCACAUGUCGCCCAUUCUGGAGUUCAAAGACACGGAAAAAACCUCUGAUGGCUUAUCUGUCUCAUUAGAUAUGGGACCAGCGACUGAAUUUUACAUUUCCGUUCCAUGA